AUGGAGGCGAACGGCGCCGGCGGGGGCGUCGGGCGGGCGCUCGCCCGCAGAGGGUGCGGCGAGGCGAGGCCGGUGGCCAGGGCGGCCGCGGUGGCCGACGGCGCUGCGGCGAUAGGGCGGCAGGGAGGCGGGGGGAGCAGCACCAGAGGCGCGGGGGCGCGGCCGAGCGGCGUGCGCGGGCGGAGCAGUGCGGGGCGGGCAGAGGGGAAAGGAGGAGUGGGAGGCGCUCGCGCGAAGACGAGCGCGGCGGCGGGGCUCACAAUGCCGGGCCCUAAUGGGUCGAGCGUGCAACGGGGCGGGGGAACCCGAGCGGGAAAAGGGCGAAGCGGGCGGGGCGCCCGAACGGGGCUCUGGCCGUGGCGGGGCGCUGGCCCCGGCCGCGUGCUGGCUGGCCGGCGGCCAUGGCAGGGUGGCCGCAGCCGGCCCGAGUGGGGGCAGCGAGGUGAGGGGCGGGGCCAGAAGCGGCGCAGGGCGAGUGCCGCGGCGGAGCGGGAUGGCAAGUACGGCGGCGGCCUCGGCACGCAGUGCGUGGCCACGGGGAGCAGGGGGUAG
This is a messenger RNA of Aegilops tauschii subsp. strangulata, 552 nucleotides long. The record is from RefSeq and is a predicted model, not a curated record. Lineage: Eukaryota; Viridiplantae; Streptophyta; Magnoliopsida; Poales; Poaceae.